AUGACACCAACAACCCCACCCCGUUGCUACACCCUCGAGGAGCUGCUGAGCUUCAGAAGAUCUCUUCCUGUCGUGUGCUGCCUUGUUAAGAAUAUCAACAAACACCCUGAUACUGCCGGCAUCUUCAAAAUUCCCGACGAAGCAAUCCGUAGACCUGAGCAAAUCACCUACAAAUCAACCCACCUCGCGGACAUCACAAACAAACUUGCGUCUCAAUCGCUCGGCAGAAAGAAUAUCUCCGACUCAUCGCAGCAGAGCGAAGCUCAUCCGCAUUCUGACUCCCGAGCACCUCACGAUACAAAUUGGGGUCUUCGUCGACGCGACUGCUCAAAUCGAUCUUCACACUCAACCUCCCACGCAAGCUCCCAAACCAACCCGCAACCACAGACUGCGCCAACUGGCUUGUCUGUACACAGAUCGGAGAAUUUCCAACGAUUCUAUCGAGCCGUUGUGUCACCAACCCACGUUCGAGUCACAGCUGGGGGUCGCAUCGUGCCAAACACGCGUUCUCCUGUACGACCUCGUCUUGAGUGGAACAGUGACCAACCUGCCCCCGAGCCCGAUCUCACCAACAUUCAACCCAUCACUUGGGAGUCACGCUUGCCUUCGACAUACCCACCAAUUGCGCAAGGGAGCUUUCGGCCCCAAGAUAUAGCCGAUAUGGCCUCUCAAACCGUAAAGGCGCCCCCAUCCUUGGCCCGAGCCUCCUCCCAAGAGCCCAUCAAGAUCUCACCGCCCAACCAGUUCGACCAAACCAAGCCAUUCUCGUACAAUGGGCAGCUUGUCUACCCUGUCCCGCACGGAUUUCAACCUCCUCCAUCUGCGUUUCCGGUUCCCAUUUCCAUGCUCGGAAACCCGAACUUCUACCCACCACCUGGCUUUCUCCCUGCUCAAGGCCCCUUUCAGUUCCCAGGCGCACUUAAUCCCAUGAUGUUUGCCACUGGCCAGCAUCACCCAAUGAUGGCUAUGCCUGGCAUGGCCCCUUCUCCCGAGAACCCACCAUACUCAUUUAUGCCACUGCCUGGUGUCAUCGCUCCCGCAGAGUUCAUGCAGUCUCAGAUUCAAGUUAUGCGUGGUUAUCUCAAGCAGGUUGAAGGCCAAUUGGCAGACAAUAAGCAUCAGAUUGACAUAGUUAUGAUGGAGAAUCAACGCAGCGCUCUUCUUGCCCAAAUCGGUAAUAUGGAAGCACUCCUUCGGGUUCACCUUGGUCAAGAAGGCACAGCGGUCAACCUUGCUCCACGCACUGGCCCCACAAGCGGACCCUCAGAGGAACAAAAACUGAAUCGCUCAGUCUCUCAUGGUUCGCUCCUGCAUCCAGACACUGCGACUAAGAUCGUGGGCCACGGUGAGGCUAAUAACUCGGCGCGCUUCGAGCAAUCGUCGUCCAAGUCGAAGUUGUCUAUGGCUGCUGCGAUGGCCCCACCAUUCCAGCCACGUCCAAAAUCCCAGUUUGAUCAGCAACUGCACAGCGUAGAGCUCAAGCCAACAUCUCUGUCUACCUCUGCUCUUCAACCCUCAAAGCCAAGAGAGACCCAAGAAGAGACCGAAGCUCGACCCAUGGCCAAGGCUACCACAAACUGGAACGCAACUCACCAAUACACUCUUCCUCGGUCGUAUCACUUGUAUGGGAACAUUCAUAAGCAAGGUCCGAACUCGCAAGUCCCAUACCUAAUUGGUGUUCUCCCUCCUGGCAUGAAUGCUCACGCAGCCGGCCCCCAAGACUUGAUCUACGGUCGGCCAUUGACAGAGAAGGAGCUUCGUGCUCGACACCUGUACUGGGGUAAGGCACCUCGCUCUGCCCAGAGUGGACUGCCCAAGUUUGAUGGAAGAGACUUCUAUCCCCCAUCUCCUGUCAAGACCAAUGCCGCUCUAGCUGCCAAAGAAACCGGGCCACCACCUUUUUUCAAGUCGAUAGUCCGGCCCGCUGUUCCCAAGGAGACUGAAGACCUUCAUUUCGAGAAUCUGUUUCUUGAGAAGGGAGCUGCUGGUUAUCGAAGCCCAUCGCCAGCUCGCUCGGCAGAUCAUGAUCUCGGCGUCUCAAACCCGGAGCCAGUCACCCAGCCAGUCUUCGCCAGAACCACGAUGCCAGAUGAAAUUGACUUCACUACGCUGUUCACUGAGCGCGGAGUCCCUGGCUACAAAUCGCCACCACCCAAGAUCAAGCAGAUGGAGCUCACCUACAGCGAGCCUGCUGGCGAGAUGCCUGUCACACCUGAGAAUCCCACCUUCUUUUCUGAGUCCGACGACGGUGGUGAUACUAGCACAGUUGAUUCCUGGAUGCCACCUAAAGAUGAUGCGAUCAAGGGCACUAGCGAUGCUAGCAUCAGAUCCCAAAGUGAUGACGCUCAAGAGUCAGAGUCGACUGUUGACAUCCGCCUGUCUCCACGUGCCAAUGGUUCACCACCCAAGGCUUCCCAGUCCUAUGACCGUGAGGACAUCAAGAGCGCCGAUCAACCGACUCACUUCUUGCAGAGCAUGUUGAGAAAGGUUACCCAGGCACCCAUUAUUGGCACCCCGGUUUCUGGAACAGUUUCAUCCGCGACUGCUCAAGGAUAUCUUCCACAAUACCGUGGCGCUGCAGCUGCGUCACUGGCUCCAGCUGAAGGUAGCAAGGUUUCUAGCAUCGCUUCGUCCAUGGCUUCCAAUUACGAGAAUCGUCCACUCGGCCAACGAAACAGCCGUGGUGCCGAUACUAUGACCGCCGAGAACUACUUGAGAUAUGUCACCCAGAAGGGCAUCAGUCAGGAAGACCUCAAGGUUCUCAAUCCCUCGACCACUGGCAUGGGACCGGUGCGACCCGGCGAGGAAUGGUAA
Drepanopeziza brunnea f. sp. 'multigermtubi' MB_m1 is the source of this 2814-nucleotide messenger RNA. RefSeq lists its product as uncharacterized. Lineage: Eukaryota; Fungi; Ascomycota; Leotiomycetes; Helotiales; Drepanopezizaceae. The record is from RefSeq and is a predicted model, not a curated record.